AUGUUCCCAGCCAACCUGGUGGAAGCCACAUUCAAACAGUACCGCACCAAGACCACCCCCGUUGUGAAGUCCCCCAAGGUGGCACCGGAGGGGGCCCCUCCUCGGCGGAUCCUUAUCUAUGGGGUCCAGGAGGAGAAUGGCUCUCGUGUGCAGAACUUCGCCCUGGACCUGACCCCCCCGCCCGAGGUCAUUUACAAGUCGGAGCCUGGCACCAGCGACGGCAUGAACGUGCUGGGCAUCGUCAUCUUCUCUGCCACCAUGGGAAUCAUGCUGGGCCGUAUGGGUGACAGCGGGGCCCCCCUGGUCAGCUUCUGCCAGUGCCUCAAUGAGUCCGUCAUGAAGAUCGUGGCAGUGGCUGUGUGGUACUUCCCCUUUGGCAUCGUGUUCCUCAUCGCUGGCAAGAUCCUGGAGAUGGACAACCCCACGACCGUGGGAAAGAAGCUGGGCUUCUACGCUGUCACCGUGGUGUGCGGGCUGGUGGUGCACGGCCUCUUCAUCCUGCCCCUGCUUUACUUCUUCAUCACCAAAAAGAACCCCAUCGUCUUCAUCCGCGGCAUUCUCCAGGCCCUGCUCAUCGCGCUGGCCACCUCCUCCAGCUCAGCCACACUGCCAAUCACCUUCAAGUGCCUGCUGGAGAACAACCACAUCGACCGGCGCAUUGCCCGUUUCGUGCUGCCCGUGGGCGCCACCAUAAACAUGGACGGCACCGCACUCUACGAGGCUGUGGCCGCCAUCUUCAUUGCCCAGGUCAACAACUAUGAUCUGGACUUCGGCCAGAUCAUCACCAUCAGCAUCACAGCCACCGCAGCCAGCAUCGGGGCAGCUGGCAUCCCCCAGGCCGGGCUCGUCACCAUGGUCAUCGUGCUCACCUCCGUGGGACUUCCCACUGAUGACAUCACCCUCAUCAUCGCUGUCGACUGGGCUCUGGACCGUUUCCGCACCAUGAUUAACGUGCUGGGUGAUGCACUGGCCGCCGGGAUCAUGGCUCAUGUCUGCCGGAAGGACUUCACUCAGGACACGGGCACUGAGAAACUGCCGCCCUGCGAGACCAGCCCAGUGAGCCUCCAGGAGAUCGUGGCGACCCAGCAGAACGGCUGUGUGAAGAGCGUGGCUGAGGCCUCAGAGCUGACCCUGGGCCCCACCUGUCCCCACCACGUCCCCAUCCAGGUAGAGCAGGAUGAGGAGCCGGCUGCCGCCAGCCUGGACCACUGCACCAUUGAGAUCAGUGAGCUUGAGACCAACGUCUGA
Molecule: messenger RNA, 1248 nt
Organism: Aethalodelphis obliquidens (Pacific white-sided dolphin)
Lineage: Eukaryota; Metazoa; Chordata; Mammalia; Artiodactyla; Delphinidae
Product: excitatory amino acid transporter 5
Exons: 8
Coding region: 1-1248 (415 amino acids)
Biological process (GO): L-glutamate transmembrane transport
Cellular component (GO): plasma membrane
Molecular function (GO): glutamate:sodium symporter activity; L-glutamate transmembrane transporter activity; neutral L-amino acid transmembrane transporter activity
Source: RefSeq, a predicted model, not a curated record